This is a messenger RNA of Uncinocarpus reesii 1704, 741 nucleotides long. RefSeq lists its product as uncharacterized. Gene Ontology annotation, cellular component: cytosol. Lineage: Eukaryota; Fungi; Ascomycota; Eurotiomycetes; Onygenales; Onygenaceae. The record is from RefSeq and is a predicted model, not a curated record. The coding region runs from base 1 to 741 and encodes 246 amino acids. The transcript is spliced from 6 exons.
AUGUUCAACUGGAAGUCCCCAAAGAUCAUUCACCAGAGGGAGCAGUUAGGGCUCGUUAUCCGAACGGCGGAAAGGCUAUACAAAAAGGGCUUCCGGCCUCGCCCAUAUGGGCGGGAUAUCGACGAGCAUUUCUACAGGUCAGACCGCUUCAACGACGGCCCCGAAUUGUCUAUUCCCGGUGGACUGGGUCUUGGUGACACUAUUGGCAUAAUCAACUCCUUCGUUGUUGGUGCAUCCCAGUCCAAGAAAGCGGCAAUGCAAGCCCACAGAGACACAAAACUUUGGUUAAAAGCCGUCUUCUCUCCCACCCCUUCCGCUCAACACGCAAAUUCCAGGACAUCAAAGACGUCUACCGCAUAUCUACUCAAAAGUCGACAGAGAUUCGCUAUCCCAAAAAUGACGACCAACCCUGGGGACUACUCUUCGCCGGAUCACUGCAUCGCCGAUUUCUGCCUGAUUCCGAUCGGGACUUCCUCUCCGUCGGUUUCCGAGGCCAUCGCUGACGUUGAGCGUCUGGUCGGCAACUCAGGCCUGAAGUAUCUCAUGCAUUCCUGCGGUACGACAGUGGAGGGUCCGUGGGAUAUGGUCUUCAAGCUGAUCGGCCAGGCGCAUUCGAUGCUUCACAAACAGGGAAUGGUGCGCGUCCAUACGGACAUCCGAGUUGGCUCAAGGGUUGAUAAGAAGGAGACGAUAGAGGCCAAGGUCAAGGUCGUGCAGGACAUACUGGCUCGCGAAUCAUAA